Acanthosepion pharaonis is the source of this 1536-nucleotide messenger RNA. Lineage: Eukaryota; Metazoa; Mollusca; Cephalopoda; Sepiida; Sepiidae. The record is from the annotation of a GenBank genome assembly.
AUGGCUUGGCAAUCAGAGGAAAUGCCAAAACAAGGCAAGAAAGUAACGCCCACGCUAAUUUUUAGCGUAUUUAUAGCUGUAUUUGGGAACUCUUUGCUCUAUGGCUAUAAUAUAGGUGUGAUUAAUACACCUGCAAAGAUUAUCAUGAACUUCUACAAUGAAACAUUUUCAGAACGUAAUAAUGAGGUACCAUCAGCUAAUUUUAUUCGACUUCAGUGGUCCUUAACUGUUUCUCUCUUCGUUGCCACUGGCAUGAUAGGAUCAUUUGUAUCAGGUUUGAUAGCAGACAGAAUUGGAAGGAAAAAAGGAAUGAUCUACAUCACGUUUAUAAUGUUUAUAGCUGGCUUGUUUGGUGGAAUCCCCAAAAUUGCAAAAUCUCCUGAAUGCUUGAUGAUUUCCAGAGCACUUGUCGGACUGCACAGUGGUAUUAACAUUGGCUUGGCUUCCCUUUAUCUUGCGGAAAUCUCUCCUAAAAGUAUCCGUGGGGCUGUGGGGACAUGCCAUCAGCUAGCAAUCACCAUCGGAAUCCUUUUAGCACAAAUUAUGGGCAUUAAAGAAAUGUUAGGAACACCAGAAUUGUGGCCAGUUUUGUUUGCUUUUAAUGCUUUUCCUUCGUUAGUGUGUUUAAUUUUCAUGCCAUUUUGUCCUGAAUCACCAAGAUACUUAGCUGUCAAACUGAAAAAAGUGGAACAUGCUGAAGAAGCUCUGAAGAAAUUCAGAGGUACGUCCGAUGUUUCUGAAGAAUUAGAAGAAAUGAACUUGGAGGCAUCCAAACUUCCAGAGGCUCCUUUCAAAGUCAAAGAACUCCUCACUUCACGAGUGCACCGUCUUCCUGUAAUUAUUGCCUGUCUCAUGAUGGUUUUUCAGCAAUGGUCUGGAAUUAAUGCCGUGUUUUCAUACUCAGAUUUUAUUUUUACCCAAGCUCAAGUGAAAGCAAUCUACAUCCCUUAUGCCAUUGUUGGGACCGGUUUUAUUAAUGUGAUUGCAACUAUCAUUGUGGUACCUCUAAUGGAGAAACUUGGACGCCGUCCCUUGCUGUUGUUCCCCAUGGUGGUGAUGAUUUUGUCCAUGCUUAUACUGUCGAUAUUUUUAAAUUUACAAGAAAAUGUAGCUUAUCAGUCACAACAUGGCUGGAUGGCAGUGUGCAGCAUUAUCGUCAUGCACACCUACAUUGUCGGAUUUGCCCUUGGUCUUGGUCCAAUUCCAUUCAACCUGGUAUCUGAGCUGUUCACCCAGGCUCCCAGGGCUGCAGCUAUGUCCAUGUCACUUGUCUUCAAUUGGGUGACAAACUUUAUUCUUUUGCUCACUUUCCCUUUCCUUCAAGUUGCUCUGGGUCCCUACACAUUCAUCCUGUUUAUUGUCAUUCUCACAAUUGCUGUCACCUUUAUCUUCUUCUUUGUGCCUGAAACUAAGAACAAGACAUUCGAGGAAAUUGCCCAGAUACUGGCAGCAGGUAAAGUCUGGAAGCAACGUGGUUCAAUCGUUCAGGCCAAUGUUAAUGGAGAAGGGGAUCCAAUGGAUACUACUAAAAUCUAA